AUGGCUCGAAAGAAAGCCGCAGCUAGGCCCAUGACAGCGUGUUGCAGUACCACCAACGUUGCACCGUUGAUCGUUGAUGCAGUAUCCAAGGAGAAGAGCGGCGUGUCCAUGGCUGCUCUGCAGAAGGCUCUUGCUGCCGGGGGUUAUGAUGUGGCACACAACGGCUCCCGCGUGAAGCAAGCAGUGAAGAGCCUUGUGACCAACGGAACCCUACUACAGUCAAAGGGACCGGGCGCAGUCUGUUUUAUGCUAAAUGUUGGGUCACCAUCGAAGACGCGUAUAGCGGCUACUCCGAGUCCGAAGAAAGGCAAGAAAACGACGCGAAGGGCGAAGAAGAGCCCAAAGAAGACGGGCAGGAGUCCCAGAAAAGCGAAGCCCGCCAUGCGCAAAGCAGCUAAAGGCAAGGCAGCGGCUCGAAGAGGUAAAGGUGGAAAAGGACUCGGGAAAGGUGGUGCAAAGCGGCACCGGAAAGUGCUUCGGGAUAAUAUCCAGGGUAUCACCAAACCAGCGAUCAGACGGCUAGCUCGUCGUGGUGGUGUCAAGCGUAUUUCUGGGCUAAUUUACGAGGAGACCCGAGGUGUGCUAAAGGUGUUUCUGGAGUACGUCAUUCGCGAUGCUGUUACCUAUACCGAACAUGCUAAGAGAAAGACUGUGACAGAAAUGGAUGUGGUGUACGCUCUGAAACGCCAGGGCCGCACCCUCUACGGCUUCGGAGGCUAA
Conger conger (European conger) is the source of this 720-nucleotide messenger RNA. Its product is annotated as histone H1-like. The transcript is spliced from 2 exons. Gene Ontology annotation, biological process: nucleosome assembly. The record is from RefSeq and is a predicted model, not a curated record. Gene Ontology annotation, molecular function: DNA binding; protein heterodimerization activity; structural constituent of chromatin. Gene Ontology annotation, cellular component: nucleosome. The coding region runs from base 1 to 720 and encodes 239 amino acids. Lineage: Eukaryota; Metazoa; Chordata; Actinopteri; Anguilliformes; Congridae.